ACCCAUGCCAAAUAAUUCUAUGUCUCGAUAUAUCCUAAUUGUGCCAUGUGGAAGGUUGAGGUGGUAGAUUUGACUAUUGGAUAUAUAUGAAUGAUUUGAUUAAUAACAUAUAAAUUUCAUAUUUAAAUGCAAGCAUUUAGCUUCUCUUGUAUAUCUUGCCCAUGGUUUAAAAAAUGGGUGAAUGGGAUUGGAAUUGGUUGGUACUGAUUUUGAUUUCUGCCACUCUAAAUUGAAAUAUUUCUGUUAAAAUUGGAAUUUUCUGAUCAAAUAACCAAUUUUAGGGUUUUUGUGAUCAAUUUUGACCGAUCUAAAUUAUAAUCGACAAGGAUUAAUUUCAUCAUCGAUUCUUGUGUUUUAAAACCUUGGUCAUGCACCCCCCCCUCGCUAGAUUUAGGUCCUUUCAAGUCUGGAGGUGGCUGGAGAGGGACCAGCCAGACAUAAAAACAUCAGAAAUAGAAUGAAACCCUUUAUUUUUUUUCUCCUGUUUUGUGUUUGACUAAUCUAAAUUCUCUCUCCUCGGAUAUGACUUCUCUUCAAUGUGACAUCCAACAACAGCUAGGAGGAUUCGAAAAACACAUCAACAUGUGGCACCAUUGAAUGCCACGUUAGAUGCCCAACAUGUUGGAGAGUAUAUUUCCCCCUUUGACCACUGGUCCUUCGUCCUAGACUCCUAGUCAAUAUUUUUCAUUUCUCGAUCGAUCAAUCCAAAAUUCCAAAUCCAACUCGACCCGGAUUUGGGUGAACCAGAAUAGAAGAACAAACCAAAGCGAAACAAAGCUAAGGUCCUAAACCCUAAAACGUCGAGGAUCUCUCUCUGUCUCUCUCUCCCUCUCUCUCUCUCUCUCUCUCGGGAACGGUAAGCCUCCCUGCGUUUGUGUUUCAUUUGUCUGCCAUGAAAUUUGUGUAAUGAGAUUUGGAUUUCCUGCCAUGGAUUCUCUGAGACGAGCUCUUUCAAUGCCUUCUCUCAACUCUGUCCCUUACUCUUAACUCGUUGCUAUGUCUGCCACUUCGAGAGGCCUCAUUUCUCGUCUCAGGCUUCUCUCAUUUGCUCCAACAACAACAACAAUUAGCAAUAUUCAUCAUCAACUCAGGAGAUUCUCCGCACAAUCUGUGCUCAUCGAGAAUGAUGACGAUUUCGACAUUGGAGGGACGAGAAUCAUCGAAGCAAAAUCGGGAGUUAUGGCUCCUAAUUCGAAGAGGACCGGUGCAAUCGCCGUUAAAUGUGCAAUGUCGGCUACUUGGGACAAGUGGGGAGCUAGGGUUCUAGUCACAGUCCUCUGGUUGGACGAUAACAUUGUAUCGCAGGUGAAGACGAUCGAGAAGGAAGGAAUCACAGCCUUACAGGUUGGAUGCGGACAGAAGAAGGAGAAACAUUUGACAAAACCUGAAGUGGGUCACUUUAGAGCUCAAGGAGUUCCAUCGAAGAGGAAACUGAAGGAGUUUCCGGUGACAAAGGAUGGACUUCUUCCUGUUGGUACUCCGAUAACUGUUCGUCAUUUUGUUCCAGGCCAAUAUGUUGAUGUAACAGGGAUUACUCGUGGGAAAGGAUUUCAGGUUCGAAAGAGGUGUAGAAGGAAAGGAAGAAGGGCG
This is a messenger RNA of Macadamia integrifolia, 1590 nucleotides long. Its product is annotated as 50S ribosomal protein L3-2, mitochondrial-like. Gene Ontology annotation, molecular function: structural constituent of ribosome. Gene Ontology annotation, biological process: translation. Gene Ontology annotation, cellular component: ribosome; mitochondrial large ribosomal subunit. The record is from RefSeq and is a predicted model, not a curated record. Lineage: Eukaryota; Viridiplantae; Streptophyta; Magnoliopsida; Proteales; Proteaceae.